Molecule: messenger RNA, 4146 nt
Organism: Kluyveromyces marxianus DMKU3-1042
Lineage: Eukaryota; Fungi; Ascomycota; Saccharomycetes; Saccharomycetales; Saccharomycetaceae
Gene: YTA7
Product: chromatin segregase YTA7
Exons: 1
Coding region: 1-4146 (1381 amino acids)
Biological process (GO): positive regulation of transcription by RNA polymerase II
Cellular component (GO): nucleus
Molecular function (GO): ATP binding; histone binding; ATP hydrolysis activity
Source: RefSeq, a predicted model, not a curated record
AUGACAGGACACGGCAGCGACGAGAUAGCCGCCGAGAAUGUGGAUGGCGGAAGUAGUGCCGCAGGACAAAACACAGGCCAAGACCAGGGCCUAGGACAAGGACAAGGACAGGGACAGGGACAAGACCCUGGUGUAGGUGCUGGUGCUGGUAUAACUGCAGACGGAGAACCUGCCAAGCCGCCCGGCCGGGUAAAACGUCGGAGUGGACCUAUAGGGACCAGAAGUAGACGCGCACCGCCCAAGAAGCCGCCGCGCGCGGCGCCUCGCGCCGCAGACGACGAUGACGUAUCAUUCCAUGAGGAGGAUCUGGACGACCUAGAGGAGUCUGAAGAGUCGGAAGAGGACGACUCCGACGAGUAUAUUGAUUCUGCGGACGAGCGUAAGCGCGUAGCGAGAAGGCGGGACCGCAGUUUCAUUGUGAAGGACGAUAUGGACGGUUCUGGGGACGAGUCUAUCAAGGAGACGGAUCUAGAGCUGGAUGACGAUGACGACGACGAUGAUGAUGAAGAAGUUAACGUAGGACGCGGACGUGGACGCGGCGGCAGGGGUCGCGGCCGCAGAAGAACGCGCAUGGAUGAAGAAGAGGAUGAGGAUGAGCACGAACUUCUCGAAGAGGAAGAACAGCCGCGCAAAUUGCGUACUAGGACGAGGUCUAUGCGGGCCAGUGGUGCCAGCGGGGCCAGUGGUAGCGGCAGCGGCAGCGAAAGUGAUGGCGUGGGCGGCAGAAGGAGGCGUGGGCGCGCGCGCACGCGCACGCGCCGGUCUACGGCCGAGGCGCUAUCGCUUGCGGACGAAAUCCGCGAGUUGCAGGAGGACAGUCCGAUUCGGGAGAAGCGGUCGUUGCGCGAGCGCACGAAGCCCGUGAACUACGCAAUUCCGCCACCGCUGUCGGAGACCCAGGCGGCUGGUCUAGCCGCAGGGAACACAUACCCAGGCGAAACGGGAUAUUUAGCCGCCGCUGGCGCCCUCAAUGGUGUACCUAACGUGCAACCAAUGGCGAAUGGUAAUGGUAACGGAAUUAGCAAUGGUAACGGCAAUGGCCUAGGUCUAGGCGCCGCCGGUGCCGCCGGCGGGUUCUACCCGACCGCGUCGUUCCAAUCUCCGCGCGGCAAGCGCGGCCUCCACGCCGGAACCAGCUUCGGCCCCAUCAGACGGCUAUUUCCGACAGGCGGGCCCUUCGGCGGCAACGACGUGACCGCCAUUUUCGGCAAAAACGUCCAGUUCUAUAACAACAACGAACAGACAAACAAGUUUCUCGACUCGGACUCCUCGGACGACGAAAUCCUACCGCUCGGCGCCGCCGAGGACCCGGAAAAGAAGAAGCUCAAGGAACAGAGGAAGCUCAACAAAAAGAAGAAGCCCGAAAUCGCAGACCUCGACCCCUUGGGCGUCGACAUGAACAUCAACUUUGACGAUGUCGGCGGUUUGGACAACUACAUCGACCAGCUCAAAGAAAUGGUCGCGCUCCCGCUCUUGUACCCGGAGCUAUACCAGAACUUCAACAUUACCCCGCCUCGUGGUGUCUUGUUCCACGGACCGCCGGGAACCGGUAAAACGUUGAUGGCCCGGGCGUUGGCGGCUAGUUGCUCGAACGAGAAACGGAAAAUCACGUUUUUCAUGCGCAAAGGUGCAGAUAUCCUCUCGAAAUGGGUCGGUGAAGCCGAGCGGCAGUUACGGCUUUUGUUCGAGGAAGCCAAGAAACAACAGCCGGCGAUCAUCUUCUUUGACGAAAUCGACGGGCUUGCGCCAGUCAGGUCCUCGAAACAGGAGCAGAUCCACGCCAGUAUCGUGUCGACGAUGUUGGCGCUCAUGGACGGUAUGGAUAACAGGGGCCAGAUCAUCAUUAUCGGGGCUACCAAUAGACCGGACGCAGUGGACCCUGCGCUUAGAAGACCGGGUAGAUUCGACCGUGAGUUCUACUUCCCUUUGCCCGAUUUGCACGCGAGAGAGAAGAUCUUGCAGAUCCACACCAAGAAAUGGGACCCACCAGUGUCGCCGCAAUUCAUCAAGAAACUCGCAGGGCUCACCAAGGGGUACGGUGGUGCCGACUUGCGGGCGCUCUGUACCGAGGCAUCGUUGAUCAGCAUCCAGCGGAAGUUCCCGCAAAUUUACAAGAGCGACGCCAAGUUGAAGGUGGACCCGAAAAAAGUGGUAGUGAAGGCACGUGACUUCAUGCUUGCGUUGCAGAAGAUCGUUCCCUCGUCGGCCAGGGCCUCGGGCUCGUCGCCACAGCCGUUGCCCAAAGCGGUGGAGCCCCUCAUGGGCGACCAGUUCGCGAAAGUGCGCGACCAGUUGGCCAAGAUUUUGCCCAAACAGAACGAGCGGCUCCAGUCCGGAUCCUCCAUCAUCCAGUACUACCUCGAGAACGAGGACGUGGACGAGGACGGCAAUGGCUCUGGCCCAGAUGACGACGGCAGCGGGUUCGACAGACACGAGUUCUUGGAACGUAUUAAGAAGUCACGUGUUUGGAAACCAAAGCUCUUGAUCACAGGCCCGGCCGGUAACGGGCUGCAGUACAUUACGUCUGCGACGCUCAACUUCUUGGAAGGGUACAACAUCCAGAUGCUCGACAUCCCAACGAUGGUCUCGGAUAGCACCAGGACGAUGGAGGCGACGCUCGUGCAGACUUUUGCAGAGGCAAAGAAGAGACAGCCUUCGGUCAUUUGCAUACCUAACUUGGAGCUCUGGUUGCAAGCGGUGCCCCAGAGCUGUCUAGUGACGUUGACUACGUUGUUCAGAUCAUUACAAAGCACAGACAAUGUCGUAUUGUUGGCUAUUGCCGAUGGGUUGUCCCGCAGUGAGAUCAACGAAGCGCCACUUUCGAUGUUUGCGUUUGGAUCCAACGUCAUCGAGAUCCACAGGCCAUCGUCUAGCCAGAGACACGAGUAUUUCCAAUCUGUUGCCGAUCUAGUUAAGAUGAAACCUACUCAGUACAUCGAGUCCAGGAAAAGAAAGAAACCUUUGAAACAGCUUCCAGUGGCCGAUGAGCCGUUGCCUCAUGAGGUGGAUGAGACUGGCCGCGUGCUCACAGAGGAGGAAAGGCUCAAACUCGAGUUGAAGAAGUUCCAACACCAGGACAUGAAGUUGAAAAAUACUUUGAAGAUCAAGUUGUCGGGCUUGAUGGAUCUUUUCAAGAACCGUUACAAGCGGUUCCGUAAGCCUCCGAUCGACGACGCAUACUUGGUCCAUUUGUUCGAGCCGGAGUCCUUUGCCGCAAACCAGGGAUGGCAACCGGCAUACGUUAAGGAUGGUGAUAUGAUCUUGGAAGUGGCUACUGGGAGGAAAUUCUACAACAUGGACCUCGAUAUCAUCGAGGAACGGUUGUGGAACGGGUUUUACUCGGAGCCAAAACAAUUCUUAAAAGACAUUGAGCUAAUCUAUUUGGAUGCUACCACAUCUGCCGACAGAGAAAGAGUUAUCAAGGCAUCGGAAAUGUUUGCCAACGCUCAAGUCGGGAUCGAAGACAUCUCGCAACCUGAAUUCGUGGCGGAAUGUAAGGCUACUCGCCAAAGGGAACUUUUAAGACAGGAACUAUUCUUGAAGGAAGAAAAAGAACGUAUUGAGAGAGAGCAACAGGAAGUUACCGAGGUGAUCCCAGAGGACUCGGCAGCACAAGUUGAACUCACUACAGCAUCCGGCAAUCAGGUCCAAUCUCAAGCACAGCUGAACGCCAAUGAGAAACUACCACCUGCAGAAGAACCGGCUUCAAUCCAACCUUACGAAGUGCCACAGCAAUCAGCAACUGAAGAAAAAGCCAAUGGCGAUUUAUCCACUUUGAAUGACAAAGAGAAUGAUGAAGCUAUGACAGAUUCUACGCCUCCUACACAGCCUGACGCUCAAAAGGAACAAAAACUGGAUGGCAAACCUGCAUCUGCAUCUGAAUCCAAGCCUGAACCUGAAUCUGAACCUGAAUCUGAAUCUGAAUCUGAACCUGAACCUGAACCAGAGUUCAUUUACGAUAUUGCUCGCAUCAACGACUUAGUCUCUGCCUUAGAGAAACGCACGAAAAAGUUUACCGUUGAGAAGUUGGAAGAGGUUUAUUCAGUCAUUACCAAUAUCAUCUGGGAUGACAGACUUUCUUGGGACAAGACAAAGACCAUUGAAAAAUUGGAACAAUUUGUUGAAACAUUACAAACCUCGAAAUAG